This is a messenger RNA of Emericellopsis cladophorae, 471 nucleotides long. RefSeq lists its product as uncharacterized. The record is from RefSeq and is a predicted model, not a curated record. The transcript is spliced from 2 exons. The coding region runs from base 1 to 471 and encodes 156 amino acids. NCBI's taxonomy places the organism in Eukaryota, Fungi, Ascomycota, Sordariomycetes, Hypocreales, Bionectriaceae.
AUGGCCACUACGUUCUCUGCUGACGAGGCGCGCGCGGCCAUAAAGGAACAUGGGUUCUUCUCGAUUCAGGAUGGAGAGCUUGGUAAACGUUUCCUGGAGAUGGAGAACAAGAAGUGGUCGUUCUCAUUCAAGACGGUCGAAGGCUUCAAUUUUUGCAAAGCCAACGUCCUGAAGGAUACGCGCGUUCAAGAUACCCUAAGUGCCUUCAAGAGACCGCAUAUUCUAGCCGACUAUACAAGACUUGCUCCAUCCCGAGGCACUAUUUUUCAGCUCAGACGUGGUGGCAACGACGAUGUGCUCCUCGUGCAUCUCUGGGGAAUUGGCUCAAGUCCAAUAUACUAUCGAAAAUCGCAAGAUGCAGACCUCUGGAGGAUACUAGCCACCAACAAUCUGUGGCAGGUUCUAGGUGCUGAGCUGAAAGCCGCGGGUUGUCUAGGGACGCCGAUCAACUUUAAGGAUGGUGGACUGUGA